Molecule: messenger RNA, 2385 nt
Organism: Gossypium raimondii (Peruvian cotton)
Lineage: Eukaryota; Viridiplantae; Streptophyta; Magnoliopsida; Malvales; Malvaceae
Product: DNA-(apurinic or apyrimidinic site) endonuclease 2
Exons: 10
Coding region: 97-2016 (639 amino acids)
Biological process (GO): base-excision repair
Cellular component (GO): nucleus
Molecular function (GO): zinc ion binding; DNA binding; double-stranded DNA 3'-5' DNA exonuclease activity
Source: RefSeq, a predicted model, not a curated record
CUAAAAUUACUCAAUUCCUUUGAUGCUGAUAUUAUCUGCUUCAAACCAGAAAAGAAAAGAGAAGGAAAAUAAGGGGGAAAAUUAAGUUACGAAGAAAUGAAGAUAGUAACUUACAACGUAAAUGGACUGAGGCAAAGAGUCUCACAGUUCGGUUCUCUCCUUAAAUUACUCAAUUCCUUUGAUGCUGAUAUUAUCUGCAUCCAGGAGACGAAAUUGAGAAGACAAGAAUUAUCGGCGGAUUUGGCAAUAGCCGAUGGCUAUGAAUCCUUCUUUUCCUGCACUCGUACCUCCGACAAAGGCCGAACUGGUUACUCCGGUGUGGCAACAUUUUGUCGUGUUAAGUCGGCGUUCUCCAGUGUAGAAGCGGCGUUGCCGAUUGCGGCGGAGGAAGGCUUCACGGGUCUCCUAGGUUGUUCUAGAAAAGACGAAGCAGCUUCAGCAGUAGCUGAAGGGCUUGUGGAGUUUUCAAGAGAGGAGCUUCUCAAAGUUGAUAGUGAGGGGCGGUGCAUUAUCACAGAUCAUGGUCAUUUCGUUCUUUUCAACUUGUAUGGACCCCGAGCAGGGGACGGUGAUUCUGAGAGAAUACAGUUCAAGCUCAACUUUUUCAAGAUAUUAGAGAAAAGAUGGGAGUCUCUGUUGUGUCGAGGAAGGAGGAUUUUUGUUGUUGGUGACCUCAACAUUGCUCCUUCUGCUAUUGAUCGUUGUGAAGCUGGACCAGAUUUUGAGAAGAAUGAGUUUAGAACAUGGUUUAGAUCAAUGCUAGUGGAAUCUGGAGGCCAUUUCUUUGAUGUUUUCAGGGCAAAAAAUCCAAACAGAAGAGAAGCAUUUACAUGCUGGCCUUCAAAUACUGGUGCUGAGCAAUUCAAUUAUGGGACAAGAAUUGAUCAUAUUCUAUGUGCUGGGCCUUGCUUACAUGAGGAGCACGAUGUAGAGGGACAUAAUUUGGUAACCUGCCAUGUGAAGGAGUGUGCCAUCUUGACAGAAUACAAGCGGUGGAAGCCUGGAAGUGCAACAAGGUGGAAAGGAGGGUGGAACAUUAAGUUAGAAGGUUCGGACCAUGCACCUGUUUAUACGUGCUUAAGGGAAAUCCCUUAUGUCUCAGAACAUAGCACUCCAUCUUUAGCUGCUAGAUAUCUGCCAAUGGUUCAUGGUCUGCAGCAAACUCUUGUGUCAGUUUUAAUGAGAAGGCAAGCUACUAAGCAAGUCAAAUCCGAUGUAGUAUCAAGUUCAUUUCCUGAUGAAAGUAUCAUCUCAGGAGGUUGCAGUCAUGUAAAAAGGUCUAUAGCUAAUUGUGAUGUUAAUGGAACCGAUAUAUCCUGCCGUUCUUUGGACCAGGACUCCCGAAACCCCAUCCUAAAAGUUGUUGGUCAUUCUGAAGAUUUCAAAGAGGAGGCUGCUUGUAGCACUACCAUUGUAUUCAACGAGGAGUACGCCAGGCCAUUGCCUAACAAACGAACCAGGAAAAGAGCUAGAAAGAGUCAACAGCUCUCCUUGAGAUCAUUUUUCCAGAAAAGUCACAACCUAGAUGAUGGCAUCGAGAAUUCUACAAAUGAUAUUUCAACUAGCCAGACCGGUGUCCUAAACUCUAACAAUCAGUCCCAGGAAGCUCCUGUGAUGGAUGAUCAUAGAUGCGGUACCAUGCAGAAUGAUACAAAUGGAAUUUCAUCCUCACAGGGUCAAGAAGAACCAGAUCGUCCAUGUAGUCCAACACAAAACAACACAAAUGGGAAUGCAUCCUCACAGGGUCAAGAAGAACAAGAUGGUAGUCGUUAUUUGGAGAAACAGAAGAAGAGUGAUGCAUUAUUGGAGUGGCAAAGGAUCCAACAACUCAUGCAAAACAGCAUACCUCUUUGUAAGGGCCAUAGAGAACCUUGUGUUUCUCGAGUAGUGAAGAAACCAGGUCCUAAUUUUGGUCAUAGGUUCUAUGUGUGCGCUCGAGCUGAGGGUCCUUCUUCCAACCCUGAAGCAAAUUGUGGUUACUUCAGAUGGGCUUCUACGAAGUCACGGCCAAAAUGAUGGUGAUCCUUCAUCUCAAAGUUUGAUGGGAGGAUAUGCACAUGUCCUUCCCUCUUGACCUGCUCCUCAAUGCUGGCAUACCGCCCAUGUUGUAAAUUAUUGAUCAAUUUCAGCCUCUUCCAUGCUAGAGAGCGAACUCUUUCUUUCAUCCUGGUCAUGUACUGAGGAUGUUGAACGUCAGCUCAUCUUAAUUAGUCAAAUGGAUCAAAUUUUCAGUGGUUUAACACUGCAUUUGUCAAUGAUAUCAACAUUACCACCACCAUAAGGUCAACUUCCUGUAAUCUGUUUCUUCUUUGUUGGUUGAAUAGUGUAUUUACAUGAAUCAAAGAGAAUCAUUUUUCAUCAAUAAACUAUCUUAUAUGAAUCAAA